This is a messenger RNA of Felis catus (domestic cat), 3184 nucleotides long. It is a transcript of the gene TEX11, whose product is annotated as testis expressed 11. Lineage: Eukaryota; Metazoa; Chordata; Mammalia; Carnivora; Felidae. Gene Ontology annotation, molecular function: protein binding. The transcript has 31 exons. Gene Ontology annotation, cellular component: central element. The record is from RefSeq and is a predicted model, not a curated record. Bases 142 to 3018 code for a protein of 958 amino acids. Gene Ontology annotation, biological process: male meiosis chromosome segregation; reciprocal meiotic recombination; meiotic cell cycle.
AGGCCAAUUGGGCGUGGCAUUGGUGACGUCGCAAUCGGGGGAGGUGCCUUCUGAGCGUCGACUGGCACUGUGCGCAGAGUUUGUGGAGAAGAGGCUUCGGCCGUGGCGUUCUCCGCUGAGGUCUGAGCCAGAGAUUUAAUAAUGGACGAAACGGAUUUUCGUUUCAUGGACUUUAAAGAAAUUGUUGAAAACCUGAUUGUAAGAGAUAAUUCACCUAGCAUACCUGAGGCAAUUGAAAGACUCUUCAAUGACAUAGCAAAUAUCAACAGGGAUUCUAUGGCUGAAAUACAGGAUGCUCAGGUUGAAGAAAUGGCAGUAAACCUAUGGAACUGGGCAGUUACCAAGAGAGUAGGUUCAAUUAUAAGUGAAGAGCAGAAAGCUAAAUUACGGCAUGUUGCUUGCAAGUUGGUGUGUAUGUGUGAAGGCUCAACUGCUUCAGAAGAUGCUAUUCGAAGACAGAUUUUGAUGAAUAUGAAAACAGGAAAAGGGUGGGUGGAUGUUGGAAAUGCUAUGAUGGCUGAUGGAUUUUUUCAAGCUGCCAUGGUUGGUCUAGAGCAGUUAUAUUGCAAAUUAAUGCAGAGAGCCUCCACUGAGGCCGACAUAACUUUGCAGAAGAGUGCUAUGGAGAGGGACCUUUUCAAAGUGGUUUCUUACCAAGCAGAGGCGGCAAUUGCUCUAGGGGAUUUUCAAAGAGCAUCUUCAUGUUCACUGCGCUGUAAGGAUAUGUUGAUAAGGCUCCCCAAAAUGACUGGAUAUCUUCAUAUUCUCUGUUACAACUUUGGAAUAGAAGCCUACAAGCAGAAUAAAUACGAUGAAAGUUCUUUCUGGCUUAGCCAAAGCUAUGAUAUUGGGAAGAUGGAUAAGAAUACUAUUGGGCCAGAAAUGCUGGCUAAAGUUCUUCGGUUACUAGCCACUGCUUAUUUGGAUUGGAAUGACAGAGAAUAUUGUGAUAAGGCUCUCCAUGCUGUAAACCUAGCAAACAAGGAACAUUUAAAUCCAGCUGGGAUUUUCCUAAAGAUGAAAAUCCUCUUGAAGAGUGAAACAGCCAAUGAAGAACUCCAUGAAGCUGUCAUGGAAAUACUACAUCUUGACAUGUCUCUAGACUUUUGUCUGAACGUUGCUAAACUGCUGAUGGAUCAUGAAAGAGAAUUUGUUGGGUUUGAUUUAAUGAAGAUUAUCUGUGAGCGUUUUAAGUCAUCAGAAGAUAUUGGAAAAGCUCUACUGCUCCACAUUGACAUGCUUUUACAAAGAAAGGAAGAACUGCUUGCCAAGGAGAAGAUUGAAGAAAUCAUUAUAGGUCACCGAAGAGGAAGAAAACUGAAACCAGAAUUAGUGAGCUGUUUUCACAACAUUCUGUGGCAGAAAGCUGCCAGAAGUUUUGAGGUACAAAAUUAUGCUGAAGCCCUAAACUGGUACCAUUAUUCUCUGAGAUUUUAUGCAAUCGAUAAAACGGAUCUGGACUUGGCCAAGCUGCAGAGGAAUAUGGCUUCCUGUUACCUGCAUUUGAAACAACUUGAUAAGGCUAAAGCAUCAGUGAGAGAAGCUGAACGACGUGAUCCUGCAAAUAUUUUCACUCAGUUUUAUAUAUUCAAGAUUGCGGUUUUAGAGCAAAACUCUACCAGAGCUUUGCGGGCAAUUAAUACAUUAGAGAAGUUAAUAACAGGUGUAGUACCAAAAGAGAAUGCGCUACGUAUGGACAAAGAUUCACCUGUCACGCUUCUCAGUUUAGUUGCCCAAUUUGCUCUAGAGAAUGGACAACAAAUUGUGGCAGGAAAAGCUUUGGAAUAUUUAGCUCAAUAUUCAGAAGACCCACAACAAGUCCUUUCGGCUUUAAAGUGUUUGUUUUGUCUGGCUCUUCCAAAAGUUUCUCAGAUGUCAGAAUUUGAAAGCAGGAAGAAAGAAAUGGAUCGACUUUUGGCUUGCUUGAAUAAAGUCCUGAAAAUUGCUCAUUCUUUUCAUGACGAGAACUCGACUGAAGACUCAACGGUUAAUGAAGCUCAGUGGUUUCGAAAAAUAGCUUGGAAUUUGGCUGUGCAGUGCGACAAAGACCCAGUGACAAUGAGAGAGUUUUUCAUCCUUUCUUACAAGCUGUCCCAGUUUUGUCCUUCUGAUCAAGUAAUUCUGAUUGCACAGAAAACAUGUUUACUUAUGGCAGCUGCAGUUGAUCUAGAGCAAGGGAGAAAAGCUUCAACAACUUCUGAACAGACCCAGCUACUGAAUCGUGCACUUGAGGAGAUAAAUGAAUGCAAACACAUCUGGAAUAUUCUGAAAGAAACAGGGAACUUCUCAGGUGAUCCAUGUGAGACACUGCUUCUGCUGUAUGAGUUUGAAGUUAAAGCCAAAAUGAAUGAUCCAUUACUUGACAGUUUCCUGGAAUCACUGUGGGAACUGCCUCAUUUGGAAAGUAAAACAUUUGAAACAAUUGCCUACAAAAUUCUAGAGACAUGGAGCCUGUGGUGUUUACUUUGUAGACAUGUGAUGGUGACCACUUCUCCUUGUAUAAUGGAUCUCCAAUUGCAGAGGCCUGGUAAAUGCAUUUGGAAGUUACAAGUGUUAGCAGUGGAAAAGCCUGCACACUAUCCUUCCAUUGCUCUGAAGGCCUUGAAUAGGGCUUUAUUGCUCUACAAAAAGAAACAAUCAAUUGAUGCUGUGAAAUACAGCAAAUGUGUGCGAAACUUGAUUAACCUCUUGGUGCCAGAUGGGGUGCCAAGUACAGAACUCUGUCCCCCAGAAGAAAUUUGGGGUUAUUUUGAAGAUGCUCUGAGCUUUAUUAGCCACACCGAAGACUACCCAGAAUCAGAGACUCUCUGGCUGAUGGUCAAGUCCUGGAAUAUUGGGAUAUAUAUGUACAGCGGAAAGAAGUAUGUAUCUGCAGAAAAAUGGUGUGACCUUUCACUGCAUUUUCUUGACCACCUUGGCUCCCUCAAGAGAAACUAUGAAACUCAGAUGAAUACUCUGUAUGGCGACCUGGUGGAAGCAUUAAGCAAAAGCAAGGGCUCAGUUUUCAACGAAGAGUGAGAAGAGCUGGAAUAAGGCAUCUGAGCAGGCAAGCUGACAUCUACUUGAAGAUGUUGAAUACCUAAAUUCUUGCCAGACUUUAUCUUGAGUUCUUGUUUCUGUUUUUUCAAACCCUGUUUUCUUGUUGUUACAUGAAGUUUUCUGAAUUAAAGCAUUUUGACUGUUA